AUGGAGGAAAAUGCCGUUGUAAGCCAACCGAAGGGCAAAACAUAAAUAGUACCAGCAGCAGGAAAAUCAAGAGAUGAAAUGAGAAUAUUCUUAUUUGAAUUCUUUGGAAUGGCAUUAUUUGCAUAUGGAAUCAUAUGUUCAUAAGGUUCAGAUGAAUUUUUAGCUUUGUUUUUCUUCGCAUCAGUUUGUUUGGCUGCUCCAUUUUCAGGAGCACAUGUAAACCCUGCUGUUACAUUAGCAAUGCUGUUGUCAAGAAGAAUCAACUUUGCCUAAGCAGUGAUAUAUUGGUUGGCUCAAUUCUCAGGAGCAUUGUGUGGAGCUUGCUGUUGCUAUCUAAUUUUGAAUGAAGUAGACAGCCCUGAAGUUAAGAGUACUGAUUACUCAUGGAUAUUAUCGGAUGUAAGCGGAGAAGCAUUUGGAACAUUUACCUUCAUCUUAUUCAUACUCAUCCAAACCGACCCAGAAACCACUUUAACCCCAGGAGGACAACCUAUGACCACUUAUGUCUUAGUUGCUUUAGCAUUGUACUUUUCAAGAGAAUUCACAUUUCAUUCAGGAGGAUGCUUAAACCCAGGCAUGGCAGUUUCCUUAUAAUUAUUUUAAUCAUUUUAAACAGGAGAUCGUUAAAGAAUGGAUUUCUUAUGGGUUUAUGUGGGUGGUCCGUUAGGAGGAGGAUUUGGAGCAAGUGUAUUUUUUGAACUUUUUUAUAAGAAAUAGAUAAAAAGACUCUGA
Messenger RNA from Paramecium tetraurelia, 732 nucleotides. RefSeq lists its product as uncharacterized. Gene Ontology annotation, molecular function: water channel activity. Gene Ontology annotation, biological process: transmembrane transport; water transport. Lineage: Eukaryota; Ciliophora; Oligohymenophorea; Peniculida; Parameciidae. Gene Ontology annotation, cellular component: membrane. The transcript is spliced from 3 exons. The record is from RefSeq and is a predicted model, not a curated record.